AUGGCCACUCUCAGCAAAGUCCCAACUCGAGCCUUUGGCAAGCACGGCCCAAAUCUCUCACGAUUAGGACUCGGAUUGAUGAAUAACAGUGGAGUAUUUAACCUCCCACCUCCUGAUGCUGAGCGCUUCGUAUUAUUAGACCAUGCCUACAACCGAGGAGAGACAUUCUGGGAUACAGCCGACGAAUAUGGUAAUUCCGAAUACUUGCUUGGUAAAUGGUUCGAUGCGAACCCUGAGAAGCGAAACGAUAUUUUCUUAUCAACUGAAUUCGGUAUUCGACACGUUAAUGAUAGCUUGAGCCCGAACUCGUUGAUUGAUUGA
Messenger RNA from Talaromyces stipitatus ATCC 10500, 321 nucleotides. RefSeq lists its product as uncharacterized. The transcript is spliced from 2 exons. Lineage: Eukaryota; Fungi; Ascomycota; Eurotiomycetes; Eurotiales; Trichocomaceae. Gene Ontology annotation, cellular component: cytoplasm. The record is from RefSeq and is a predicted model, not a curated record. The coding region runs from base 1 to 321 and encodes 106 amino acids.